Penicillium waksmanii is the source of this 3684-nucleotide messenger RNA. Its product is annotated as 60S ribosomal uL3 domain-containing protein. Gene Ontology annotation, molecular function: structural constituent of ribosome; RNA binding; protein binding. The coding region runs from base 1 to 3684 and encodes 1227 amino acids. The transcript has 10 exons. The record is from RefSeq and is a predicted model, not a curated record. Gene Ontology annotation, cellular component: ribosome; cytosolic large ribosomal subunit. Gene Ontology annotation, biological process: ribosomal large subunit assembly; translation. NCBI's taxonomy places the organism in Eukaryota, Fungi, Ascomycota, Eurotiomycetes, Eurotiales, Aspergillaceae.
AUGUCUCAUACUCAACCCUCACCCACCGCGGGUGUGGCUCCCCACCACGCCGCGGCGCACAUGGCCGCUCACGCCCAGGUCAAUGGACACAUGCCCGCUAUUCCUGCGCAAGGCCAAAAGGGGGGUUCCUCUCACCACCGCCCAAAAGAUUGCCGCGCUCAACGAGCAAGCAGUUUGACUGAGCUUAUGGGAGAUCUCGAUGGCGCUAUGAAUGCGUAUGAGCAGGCUUUGCGUCACAAUCAAUGGUCCAUCCCGGCCAUGAAUGCCAUCUCCUGCAUCCUCCGCACUAAGGAGCAAUUCCCCAAGGCCAUUGAGUAUCUUCAGAAUAUCUUGAAGCUGGAUCCAACCAGCGGAGAAACUUGGGGUAGUCUGGGACACUGUCAUUUGAUGAUGGAUAACCUUCAAGAGGCCUACACCUCUUACCAACAAGCUCUCUACCAUCUGCGCGACCCGAAGGAACCCAAGCUCUGGUAUGGAAUUGGUAUUCUUUACGACCGUUACGGAUCCCUCGACCACGCCGAAGAAGCAUUUUCUCAAGUUAUGCGCAUGGCUCCCGAGUUCGAGAAGGCCAAUGAAAUUUAUUUCCGCCUGGGUAUAAUCUACAAGCAACAGCAGAAGUUCAGCCAGAGUCUGGAGUGCUUCAAGUACAUUGUUAAUGACCCGCCUCGCCCACUGACCGAGGAAGAUAUUUGGUUCCAGAUCGGUCACGUUCACGAGCAACAGAAAGACUUCGACUCCGCUCAAGCAGCCUACCGCCGAGUUCUCGACCGCGACCCGAACCAUGCCAAGGUCCUGCAACAACUUGGAUGGCUCUACCACCAACAAAGCGGCAGCUUCUCAAGCCAAGAGAAGGCCAUCGAGUUCCUCGAGAAGUCGGUUAGCGCGGAUAACAAUGACGCGCAGAGCUGGUACCUUCUUGGUCGCUGUUACAUGUCGCAGGCGAAGUACCCCAAGGCCUAUGAAGCCUACCAACAAGCCGUGUAUCGCGACGGUCGCAACCCUACUUUCUGGUGCUCCAUCGGUGUUCUAUACUACCAGAUCAAUCAGUACCGCGACGCGCUCGAUGCUUACUCUCGUGCAAUCCGCCUGAACCCAUAUAUCUCCGAGGUCUGGUAUGAUCUGGGCACUCUGUACGAAUCAUGCAACAACCAGAUCGCCGACGCGCUGGAUGCCUACGGGCGCGCUGCUGAUCUGGACCCUGCCAAUGUCCACAUCAAGGCCCGCCUGCAAUUGCUUCAAAGCCAACUCCAGGGUGGCAAUGCCCAACAGCCAAACGCCCCCGCGCCUCAACCGCAAGACGUUCACCCCCAGGCAUACCAGGCUCCUGGUGUCGGUCAGCCGCCCGCUCCCCAGUGGGGCGCCCCCGCCCCAGUCGGUCCCCCAGCCCAGGCACCUGCGCCCCCGAGGCAGAUUGCCGAUUGGAAUCGCGGAAUCAACGAUCUGGCGUCUCAAGGGCCGGCCCCCCCCCGGCCAAUGGCCUUGACCAGCGCGACCCAAUCCGUGCCCCUGGCCCUAUCCCUCAGGCAAGCCCUCGUCAGGAGCCCGGUCGUGCUUUCCCCGAUCCUGCUCGUGGCCCAGGUCACUCGCCCAAACUGGGCGGUCCGUCUGCUUAUCCUCCACAACACCUGCCUCAAAUUGCAAAUGCUCCCCCCCUCGGGCCAUGAGCGUGCUCCCAGCGGUGGGUUUCCCCCCGGUGGCUCGUGGGCCUCUACCUCCUGCUCCCCCUGCUGCUGCCGCUCCUCCUCCGGGUCCCAAUGGAGGCCCUCCCCCCACCUCCCCCUGCUGCUCCUGGUGCCGUUGGGGCACCUCCUGCUUAUCACCGCCCCUUCACUCCCCCCACUGAGAUCCGCCCUAUUCGGGAAGAGCGACCCUCCUCACCUGGCUCGAGCUACCCUCACCAACACCCCUGCACCCCCGGCUCCUAAUUCAACUGGCAUUGCUUCGGGUGCUCCUGCUCCCGCAUCUGCUGCGGCUGCUGCGGCUGCCGCUGAAGCAGCAGCUCGUGAGCGUGGUGAAGACCGUCCCGCCUCGGCCAUGAAACGUGGCCGUGAAUGGGAGGGUGAGUCUGGACCAGUGAAGAAGCUGGCCAGUGAUGAGAACCGGGCCCGCCUAGACGAUCAGAACAGCCGCCGCCCCAGCCCGCCUGCACACUUACCAUCCCCCAGUGAGAUGCAACGGCGCAGCUCUUCGGAAGCUCGGCGCGAGGAUGCCCGUCGUGCCAACGAAAAUUAUCACCCUUCUGAGGCAGCCCAUCACCCUCCCACCCUGCCCUCGAUUCAAAACAUGCCCCCCCCACGCUUCGAGUGGUCCCAGCCUUCCUCCCAUGAGCGAGGCCGCUGCUCCCGCCUCCAACGGACCCCCCCUCGGGAAGAGGCUCCUCGCCCAGAGGCACCCGCAUCUCACGAGCCCCCAGCUCGGAAAAUGGACGUUGAUGAGGACUAUGAUGAUGAUGCAGACGAGGAGAAGAAGGCCGUCGCGGCCCCCAAGGGUAGCCCUAACGGCGAGAAUGCGGCCAACGGCACCAGCAACGGUCGCCCAGGCUCUCUGGCCUACCUCCCCCGCAAGCGCGCUGCUCGCCACCGCGGAAAGGUUAAGAGCUUCCCCAAGGAUGACGCCAAGAAGCCCGUCCACCUGACUGCCUCCAUGGGCUACAAGGCCGGUAUGACCACCAUCGUCCGUGACCUUGACCGUCCCGGUGCCAAGAUGCACAAGAAGGAGGUCGUCGAGGCCGCUACCGUCAUCGAGACCCCUCCUCUCGUUGCCGUUGGUGUUGUCGGUUACAUCGAGACUCCCCGUGGUCUCCGCUCUCUCACCACCGUCUGGGCUGAGCACCUGAGCGACGAGGUCAAGCGCCGCUUCUACAAGAACUGGUACAAGUCCAAGAAGAAGGCCUUCACCAAGUACACCAAGCAGCACGCCGACAACAGCGGUACCGCCGUCUCCCGCGAGCUUGAGCGCAUCAAGAAGUACUGCACUGUCGUCCGUGUCCUCGCCCACACCCAGAUCCGCCAGACCCCCAUCAAGCAGAAGAAGGCCCACCUCAUGGAGAUCCAGGUCAACGGUGGCUCCAUCGCCGACAAGGUCGACUUCUCCCGCAACCUGUUCGAGAAGACCAUCGACAUCGACUCUAUCUUCGAGAAGGACGAGAUGAUCGACGUCAUUGCCGUCACCAAGGGUCACGGUUUCUCUGGUGUUACCUCCCGUUGGGGUACCACCAAGCUGCCCCGCAAGACUCACAAGGGUCUGCGUAAGGUCGCCUGUAUUGGUGCUUGGCACCCUAACCACGUCCAGUGGACUGUUGCCCGUGCCGGUCAGGACGGAUACCACCACCGUACCUCCUGCAACCACAAGGUCUUCCGUAUCGGCAAGGGCUCCGAUGAGGGCAACGCCUCCACUGAGUUCGAUAUCUCCAAGAAGCAGAUCACUCCUCUUGGUGGUUUCGUCCACUACGGUGAGGUCAAGAACGACUACGUCCUGCUCAAGGGCUCCGUUCCCGGUGUCAAGAAGCGCGUCAUGACCCUGCGCAAGACUCUGUACCCCCAGACCAGCCGCCGCGCCACCGAGAAGGUCGACCUCAAGUGGAUCGAUACCUCCUCCAAGUUCGGUCACGGUGCUUUCCAGACCGCCGAGGAGAAGCGUGCUUUCCUGGGUACCCUCAAGAAGGACCUUAUCCAGACCGUUUAA